Hyla sarda is the source of this 1956-nucleotide messenger RNA. RefSeq names its product leucine rich repeat containing 46 (gene LRRC46). The record is from RefSeq and is a predicted model, not a curated record. The transcript has 9 exons. Gene Ontology annotation, molecular function: protein binding. Lineage: Eukaryota; Metazoa; Chordata; Amphibia; Anura; Hylidae. The coding region runs from base 471 to 1817 and encodes 448 amino acids.
GGCCGCCCUUUAUAACAGAAAAAGAUAUGAACCUAGGUCAGUGUUUGCCAACCAGUGUGACUCCAGUUGUUGUACUAUUACUAGUAGUUUUGCAGCAGCUGGAGGCACAUUGGUUGGGAAACACUGACCUAAGCUUAAAUGACACAAGCAUCAAUGAAGUCUUAGGAUGAUGUCACCGGGGUCACCCAUGUGGGGGUCACAGUGCCCGCUGAAAUUACGGACAACUCAGCGACCCGGCAACCCUUGACCCCGUCCCCGUCAAACCGUACCCCACGUGUGCCCAACACCGGUCACGUGCUCCAGUUCUUACCCAGCUCCCGGCAGCUCCUCUCACCAAGGACGCCGCCAUUGUUCCGGAAGUGAAGGUGGCGCGUUGCCUUCUGGGAGCUCUGCGGCGGUUUCCUAGCAACGAAAAGGACGCGCAUGGAAGUGUAGAAAACGUCUACUUGUAUAUAGAACUCCGUGUUAACAUGGCAGGAGGGGACAGAGAGGACGAGGACUCCAUACUGAGUGUUAUAGUGAGGAGGAACCUGGAGCCGUCUGCACAUGGUGAAACACAGGAGAGGGGCUCUCACAGCAAAGACCUCCAAAAGACUCAGGAUCAAGCAGGGCGCAUGGAACUCAGGUCUCGGGCAUUGCUCCAUCUACACACUGUGAGACUGGACCGAGAAGGGAUCACAGUGCUGAAGAAUCUGGAGAUGGUGAAGGAGGUGAAGAACCUGUACCUGCAAGAGAAUCAAAUAAAGAAGAUUGAAAAUCUAGAUGUUCUGCAGAAUCUGCGGUUCCUUAGUCUUUCUUGGAACAGAGUGGAGGAAAUCCAAAACCUCCGAUGUCUGAAAAAUCUGCAGUUCCUGGACAUAUCCCACAAUUUGAUCAAAAAUCUUGAUGCAAGUGAAUUACCCCCGAGUCUUCUCAUCUUGGAUCUUACUGGAAACCCGUGCACUAAGGCAACAAACUACAGGCAGCAAGUACUAGAGACCUUGCCUUUCCUUCAGAAAUUGGACGGAGAGACCACGAGAGACUCUGCCAGUAAUGAUGAGGAAGAGGAGGAUGGGAGUAUUAGUGAUGACAGUGAGGAGACAUGUCUGCCCUUUGAUGCUUCAGGCGGGCUCUCAUCUGUGAGUCAGGAGAUAAUACAAAGGUCCUAUCAGAGAAGGCGCAGGGCGCUGAGAGAACAUGAGGAGCGCCUAUCUGAGCUCAGUGAUAUCCCAGAUAAACAGCUACUCAUUUCACCCAGAGAUGACGCUGUUAAUGCAGUACCUGAAGAAUGUCCCUCCACGUCUCUGCAGCAAGGGACCAAGCCGCAAAAUGUUAUUGUUCAUUCUGAACAGCAGCAUCAGAGUUCUGCUUUAGUCAAAAAGCAACUUCGAGACCAGCGGAACAAUGCCACCUGCAUGCCAGCUUCCAAAACAAUCACUAAAGAUCAAGUGUCUGCCUCAUCCUGCCGGUCUGGGCCCGAACGAUCAGGUCAAGGACUGAACAUUACCUCUUCUAAUAAACGACCUCAAUCAAGACCAGAUACUCUUUCCACAGGAAAAACUCGCACAGUUACUAUUUCUAAGGACAGACAGGCUAUAUCCGCUCCGUCCACCAGGAUCAUGCAUGUUGUGCCCAACAAAAAUACAUUGCAGGCACCCAUGAAGACCCCAGCUACACACAACCCAACCACUACUGCUGUUAGACCCCAAAAUGUCAGACAGGCGACAUCGGCGCCCACCAAGAAAACGUCACAAUCAAAAGAGAAGCUGCAGACGACUCAACUCAAAGUCACUUCUAGUGCUCAGGGACCGAGAAGAAAGACAUUGGGACUGUUUUGAUUUUCAGACGGUUUUAUAAUUGGUGAUUGUUGUAGCAACAUGAGUAUUAAACAGAUCACUAUCAUUGUUAUUACUGCCUGGAACAGUGAUGUCACCACACGGUGCUAUGUCACCACAGGGGGCAGCAGAGGGAGCUUCU